AGAUAAAAUCCUCGUAUACGAACCGGAGAAUCCAACAAUUUUACUAUUUCCGCACCGCGAUCGAGACUGGAUCGAGUUCAUGAUCUCUGUCCCUCUCCCCAUCUCGAGACAUACGAUCAUCUCAGAGAAGAAUUUCGGGCUCGAUUUUCCCCUCCAAUGGCGCUGCUGAUGGGACAUUCGGUGUCGGAUUCGAUUGCAGAGGUCUAAAUCUGGUAAUCUUGAUCACAUUCUUGCAAUUUAGUGGGUAGAUGGUCCAAAUCUUGGUCUUGAUAUGGGAUUUUCUUUAUUUAUGAGCAGGAUUGUGUUGGUUUUAAUGGGUCGAUUAUCUGGAUUUGGGAAGAUUUUGAUGCUAUUUGGAAUGUGGGGGAUGCAAAGCUUAGCUCUUGAUCUCGUUUCCGCCUCUUAAUUUCUAGGAUUCUUGUGAUUCUGGCCUGAUGUCUGGUAGCUUUCUUACUGUUUGAUUGCUGAAAGAGGGUAAAUUGGAGAAGCUCUUCAUGUAAUUUUUGUUUCAGAUGAUGGCUAAGGGCGUAGGAUUCUGAGUGCUUGGUGUUUUAACGAUGGCUAGUGCAAGCUCUUUUAAUGUAUCCAACUUUAAUAGCAGGACAGCCCUCCUCUGCGAUGAUGCAAGAGAAGUCACCGAGAUUGGUGGAAUUGAUGCCGAGCUCUCAAAGAGCGAAGCAUCUCUUCAAAGGGAUAUGGAGGCCUUGAGUGUCUCCAAAAGUCUAGUAAGGAGUGUAAGUGACAAGGCAAAGAAGAAGAAUACUCAUAGAGGAUGCAACAGGGAAGAGGGGGUGAACUCAAGGGCCGGCCCCUCUCGAUGUCUCAACCUUUAUGUAAAGGGUGGUGGAUGUCGAGUCUGCGCCUGCGAGGUGCUCGAUGCAAAUGGGAAGAGGAGGCCGAGUACCAUGGAUGAAUGCAUGCCACAUAAAAUGGUGAUUGGGGUUGAGAAAACUGGAGUUGAAUGCUUCUCCCAUGGUGUGACCGAGAGGCUUUGGAAGAAAAACUUGAGAAAGGGGAAAGCAAUCGAGCAAUGCCCACCGAGGUCUUCUGCCGGGAAUUCGCUUUCAGAUGAUGUCUUGGGAUUGAUCUUGGUUCGGCUUCCUUUCACUUCUCUGAUGGCUGCUCGAUGUGUUUGCAAGAAAUGGAGAAAUUUGACAACCACACCACAUUUCAUGCAGAUGAGAUGUGAAAGCGCCCAUAAGAGCUCAUGGCUGUUCCUGUUUGGCAUUAAAAGGGAUGGGUGUCAUUCUGGGGACAUUCAUGCUUUGGAUGUCUCGUUGGAUCGGUGGCAUAGGAUUAGCAAUGAUAUGCUGAAGGAAAGAUUUUUGUUUUCAGUUGCCAAUGUUGGGACCGAUGUUUAUAUUGUUGGAGGUCGCUCUAGCUUAUCUAAUUACUCCUCAUCAAUGGAGAGAAGGAGCUCCUUCAGGACCCACAAAGAGGUGUUGGUCUUUAGCCCUAUAAGAGGCUCGUGGCACAAAGCUGCGUCAAUGAUAUCGGCAAGGUUGAGACCUGUUCUGGGAGUAUUUGAAGUCAGUGCUAGCUGCAGUAUAUUUCAUAUUCAACCGGAUCGUCAUGAUCGGUUUCCUUUUAGUUCUCAGAUUGGUGGGGUUUCAGAGGUCUAUGAGGAUCCUCACAGGUUUUCAGUUAGGCGCAAACUGAGGACUGCUUUCUAUGAAGAUGAUAAUUCAUGGGAGCCCAAAGAAAAACCAUCGAAGUUCAUCCGACAAAAUAUGAACAAGCAACCAAAGUUUGCUCUGAUUGCUGUGGGUGGUCAUGGGCCUUGGGAUGAGCAUCUUGAGUCUGGAGAAAUAUAUGAUCCUCUCACCGAUAAAUGGGUGGAGAUUGCAAGAUUGCCACGAGAUUUUGGAGCUGUUUGCUCUGGUGCAGUUUGUGGUGGAAUGUUUUAUGUAUAUUCUGAGGCAGACAGACUUGCAGGCUAUGAUCUUGAGAAGGGCAUCUGGAUUACCAUUCAGACAUCCCACCCUCCUCCCCGGCUUCAUGAGUACUACCCAACGCUCUUUUCUUGCAGGAGUCGGUUGUUCAUGUUCUGCGUGUCAUGGAUGGAAAGAGAUGGACAGCUAUACAGGAGGGAGAAAGCUGUGAGGAAGCUCUGGGAGCUGGAUUUUCCAUCACACAGAUGGAAUGAGGUCUCGAGACAUCCAGAUGCUCCCAUGGACUGGAAUGCUGUAUUUAUAGCCCAUGAGAACAUGAUUUAUGGGUUGGAAAUGUUUAGCAUAUUUGGUCAGGUUCUGGAUUUUUUAACUGCUUGCCGUGUUUCUGACACCGAACUCAAAUGGAAACGGAUAUCAAGGAAGCAUGCAGCACAUGAAGCAGAUGCUUCCUCAUGCACAACAAAGUCAAUGGUAGUCCUUCAUCUGUAAUGUUUAUCUAACAAGAUGUUGGCAUUCUUUCCAUGCUUUUUUUUUCUUGGGCAUAAUUUUCUUGCUAAUGUUGUUGAUUCAAGUAGCAUUGUUUGAUUCCAUGCGUAAAGCUCUGUGUACACAAAUGGUCGUGGUUGAAAUCAUUUUUCAAGUGUGUAAGUUUCGCUAAAUUACAAAUGGAAGGUUUGAGUUAUCCUUGAUUGCUGUAAGAAUUUUCAGUUUGUGCCAAUAAUGUGGUAGUAGUCUCCCAUUUAUGGUUCUACAUCACUAGAGGCAAGAUAUGUCAUUCCUUGUACCAAAGAAUUGCUUAAUCUGCU
This is a messenger RNA of Elaeis guineensis (African oil palm), 2698 nucleotides long. RefSeq names its product F-box/kelch-repeat protein At5g42350. Gene Ontology annotation, cellular component: SCF ubiquitin ligase complex. Gene Ontology annotation, molecular function: protein binding. The record is from RefSeq and is a predicted model, not a curated record. NCBI's taxonomy places the organism in Eukaryota, Viridiplantae, Streptophyta, Magnoliopsida, Arecales, Arecaceae.